This is a messenger RNA of Danaus chrysippus (African queen), 624 nucleotides long. Lineage: Eukaryota; Metazoa; Arthropoda; Insecta; Lepidoptera; Nymphalidae. The record is from the annotation of a GenBank genome assembly.
AUGUCUCAACAGUUAGAAUUGCUAACGGAGUCAACAUCACAAUGGAUUUCAGUAUCAUAUGUAACACCGGAAAUACAAAUGAAGGAAAUCAAACCGUUUGUUGCUUUGGCCGUCAAAGAACUUGAAGGUAAUCCGGACAGUCGGAUAUCAAAUCUCAUGAAUGUUAACAAGUUUGCCGCAGUCAGAGCAGUAGUGAGACAUGUUUCACGUCUUAGAUCAGCUAUUAAAGAACCUUGGAACAAAAGUGACUUACAGACAUUCCUUGAGAGUUUGAGAUUUUCAUCAGACUGUGCUCGUGAACUGUCUUCAUUACUGUGUUCCGAUGUCAUAUAUGAGAAGAUGCCCAAACAUCUCACAGUUAAACCCGGCAUAUUGAGUCUCACAUGGAAAAUAGAUGUUUCUUUAAGUCAAUCAAAUAUUUCUUCAGAGAAUGCAGACGGAGAUCAAGCGAAGAAAAUCAUGUUCAGAGAUACAAGAGUAAUAUUGUUGUUUAAAUUAACAAACGGACAGACAUACACAUGUAGACUGAGUGUUAGUAAAUUACACGAACUCAGAUAUGUUGUGGCCAGCGCAUUGAAAUGUAUGAUAGUUUUGGAGAAACGGAAAUGUAUGAGGAAUUUAUAA